Messenger RNA from Sporothrix schenckii 1099-18, 2025 nucleotides. RefSeq lists its product as uncharacterized. Lineage: Eukaryota; Fungi; Ascomycota; Sordariomycetes; Ophiostomatales; Ophiostomataceae. The transcript has 4 exons. Bases 1 to 2025 code for a protein of 674 amino acids. The record is from RefSeq and is a predicted model, not a curated record.
AUGGCGAAUAACAAGCGAGUGGCAGCUAAGCGAGCCACUGGUGACAAGGCCACAAACAUGACCAAGGCUUCUUCGGGCCAAGGAAUGGGAAAAGGAAAGGUUUCGGCUGCCCCUAUGACCACCGCCAAGGCUACUUCCCUCAAACGCAAGAGAUCCGCCCCCAUCAUGAAUGGCGGUGAAGACGAUUGCGAAACCGAUGACGAGGCGAACCAAGAAAGCCAAGACAACCAGGACAACCAAGACUUUUCAGGCCCCCGAGACCUGGAAUGGGAAGAAUAUAUCGAAGCCGCUGCCAUCCGGGCUGCCAAUCGUACAGGAAUUGUCCUUGGCGAGGAGUUUUAUGGCUUUGAGGACGACUACGACGACGAAGACAUGUCUCACAUUCCACCCAACUCCGAGCAGCGCCGCCGUAAUGGGCGCCUGACCGGCCGUGACCUGAUCAUCUGGAACCGCGCCUAUAUGGAUGCCAAGCUGCUUCUAACAAUCCAGUACGAGUGCGCCCGUCAUAACAUUGACAUUCCGUGGGAUGCAGUUGCCCACCGUCUUCACCCCGGAUCUUCUGGGAGUGCCAUCCUCCAGCACCUUGCCCGUCUUCGCAACACCGUUUUUUUGAAUGGGCACCUCGUGCCGCCUGACCUCCCCAAGUCCAAUGGUGCUCGCGAUCCUUCGCACUACACCAUGCGCGGUUUUUACCGCAUGCCUCAAAACGUGCGCUGGAGCGAGGGGGAGCCCCUAUUUGCAGCCAAGCGAGCCAUCACUUUCAAGGAAAAAUUUGAGCAUAGCGCUCACAAAUACCGCGAUGUGUUCUGUCUGCCGUUCGAUCCAGACUCCGCUCUCGAGGAUGGCAUUCUCGUCGAUGCCAACAACCAGGUUCUCAGACAGAACAACAGAAAGAUCCCCAAGUCCAAGGUGAAGGUUGGCAGCGCGCCUCACAAGAAACGCAUGGCAAAGGACACUUCUUCGACGACAGAUUUCGCUCCGCCCAGCAAGCCCACUACCAAGAAGAAGACGCUCGCCAAGAAAGCUGCCACCUCGUCUAGCCCGGCCAACCUCCCCAGCGAGAACGAACUCACCCCUGUCAGAACCACUCACCGCCGCUCUUCACGGGUGAAGCGUGUCAAGACGUACCACGAAGCUGACUAUGAGGAGGACGACAACGAGCAUAGCGACAUUCUUGAAGCCUGCGAAGCCGAAGCCAGCGUGCCAGUCUCUGCCCACAAUUCUCCGGCUACCCCUGGGAGCGAGACCUCGUUCAAUCCUGGCCAAGCCAGUGACGAGGAUGCAGCUGACCAAGAGAAGGAGUACGCCGCCGAAACCAGCUCUCCUCAAAACGAGUUGCCCAACACGUACGACGUGCUGGGCAUCUACGGCGACAAUGACGCCCAGGAUGGCCAGGACGGCCAGGACACUGUCGACGCAAUCAGCAACGGCGACGGUAGCUCCAGCGACGACGAAGAGGAACCAAACUCUUUAAUUAAGCUGCUUUCGGACCAAGUCGACUUCCAAGACCAGGCAACGGCUGCCCUCGACCUGGUCGCGGAGCAGAGAAUGGCCCAGGAGCACCAAGUUGCCAACUUGCUGCAACUCAAUCCGCAGUUUUUCGGCCACUAUGGAUCGCAAGUCCCCAACCUCGCAAUGAGCCAGCUGUACCCUCCCACGCUUCCGCAGUUCGCCCCAUUCAACAACGACGGUACUAUUUCCUCGACGUCCUCGCCUCCAUUGUUCCCCGGCCAUGUGGCUGUCGACAAUGCGGGAAUGAACAGCAUGCACGCACCUCCAAUGGUCAGUGCCAUGCUCCAACACAACACCCUUCUAUCUUCGUUCGGCGCGGAGCAACAUACCCCCAUGGCGUCUAUGGCGGGCGGCUUUACGCCACUGGGUAUGCGCGAAGGAAACGACGGCGCCGCUUAUUUCAACAAAGUCGUCGACACAGGUGCACAGUACAACAACCAGUUCCUGAACCACCGCUACCACGAUACAUACGAUUACCCAAACACUGGCGUUGCCAACCCACACGGAAGGUGA